Molecule: messenger RNA, 1816 nt
Organism: Porites evermanni
Lineage: Eukaryota; Metazoa; Cnidaria; Anthozoa; Scleractinia; Poritidae
Source: the annotation of a GenBank genome assembly
AUGGCGCCUUGGGACUGUUGCAGGGUAUGGCGAGGUUUAGUCUGGAGCCUGUUUGCCUUUUAUGCUACAUUUCUGUUGAUUACUCCAGGUAUGUCAAGUUAUGUUUAACUCUAAUGGGGCGGGUUGAGAGCGAAUAAUAUAAAAUUGUAGUUUAAAUGUGCUACGACUUUGACUCUUUCCAGCGAUAGUCCUUUGUCACAGUGAAUCACGGCAAGGAAAGUUGGAUAUGGCUUUAAUACCAAAACUCUCAAAUGAUCUAAUUUAGUAGAAUGUUUUCACAACCAUUACUUCUUUCAUUCAUGGCCGACAGGAAAAUAGGCACCUUUUAUGUUAAGAAGAACUAUAAAAUCUGAUUAUGGACCAGAAGCAUUUCAAAUAUACGCGCGCACGAUGCCAUCCUGCGAGUAGAGCCUUUACCUUUACUUACUGCGAUUUAGGGGUCUUCCACGAAAAGUGCUCUGUAAUAAACAUGUCAAGCUUGUUGGGCAGCCCAGGUACAGUAGACUUGUUAUUUUAAUAGCGUUUUAAUGGUAUAUUCGUUUUUUCGGAUUCUUUAUCUAGGUGUAGGAGCCCUAAAGUUCCUCCAGGAUCCUCCAUCAGUCCAGGUAUCUUGUGUCGGCUGGACUGUUGACUACAAUUGCACAACAGAUGACCCAAGUGCCACGGUGUCACUUUUAUAUUCUAGAAAUUUUGGCAUUUCUUAUAGUGUGUUACAGGUCUCACCAAACAAACUUCUUUUGAGGAAACAAGUGUUCACCCUAGUAAACCUUAUUCUUUCGGAUGGAGGAUCCUAUAAAUGCAAGGCAACGGACCAGUCAGGUCAAACCAUUCAAUGGAACCGUGUUUCAGUGUUAUUUUUACUAGCAGGUUUGUAAGAAUAUUCUGAGUAAAUUGAUACUCGUGAUUAGAAAAUAUGGUGAAUACAAACCUUUGACAAGUGCGACAUGACUACGUUAAGUGCCAAAGUGAUGUGUUGAAUAAAUGCAGCCUUACAGUAAAAGUGUAUUAGGCUGUUUUAGCAACAGAAAGGGGAAAGUCAGUUGACGACGGCGCGAGCAAAUCAAAUAACUGGCUUGACCAAUGGUAGAGCGGCAAAUUGGGCACCGGAAGUCGACUUUAGACCUUUUGCUAAAUCAGCCUAUUAUUAAUCAGACCCCUUACUAAGGGGCCAGCAAACAUGAGCGCCACGUGCACUUGUCCUCAACUGUUUUACCAAUAUUUUAUUUUGUAAAAUAAACCUGUGCUAAGCAGAUGCCUUGUGACAGUCCGAUAGUUUGCCAUUAUUUCUUUUGGAAUGCAAAGCGGGCUGGAGUGUGGGAUACGAGAUACGUCCUAAUAAAAGCUGUAAAAUCCCAUUUACAAAGAUAAUUUUAGAUGUAAAAUAAGUCAGAAUAACCAUUUUAAUUCAGACUUUUAAACCAAUUACUGUAGUAAAUUAUGCAUAGUGACUACUUACUAAAUGCUGCACGUAAAGUACAUUUUCUUAUGAACUUUUUUUGCAGUUCAGUUACCUAGGCAUUUUGUUUUGAAACCAAACAAAUCAAUCGAUGUGCUGCAAGGGCAGAGUGGAGAAGUCACAUGUGAAGCUGAGAGCCCUUCAGUUUCUAACCUUAAGUGGGAAAAGCAACAGGACGAUCAAUCAUAUGCAGCAGUCCCCAACAGCCAAGUUAACAUCACUAAAGAUUCAAACUAUGUGAGAGCGACCCUAAAGAUUACAAAUGCCCAGUUUGCAGACGCUGGUACAUAUAAAUGUACAGUGUCAGUUCCACCAAAUAAAUCAGAUUACAGGCUGGCAACCGUUAGAGUCCAGGGUAGG